UCACAUUGGGAAAGUCCAAGAGCUUGUGUGGCGGCCACCAUCCAUCCCCUGGACGAAUGUCACUCCACAAAUGCACGCACACCACGCCGUCCAUAUUCUCCCCUUUUGCCCGCCUGCAUCAGUCAUUCCAUCGCUCCCGGUUUCGGCCGUCAUCCACGGGGGGUUCAGAUAGAGACCUGCCGGAUGCCCACCGCUAGGCAGUUUCGUAAUGAACACAUCAUUUUCUUUUGGCAUUACCAUUCUACUAUACCACAAUCACCAGAGACGGAUAGCAGCACAUGCUGGCUGGCCCCUUCGCUCGGAUUAGCCCAACUUGUCUCUGUCUGAGUCAACAGCUGGACGGUCCCCAGGUUGCGUUGCCUCAUGGUCUCCUUUCCCCAGACUGCCCAGAGGGGGAUGAUGAACUGCAGGCGAAGUUUGCUUGCCUGACCACAUCCGUCAGGAAACACGAUGUGAUGACCACAUCGCCUGUCAAGCGUUCCCUAACUAGGAUUGGACGAUUGGCAAGUAUACAUGUGCCGAUUUCCGUUUCUCCUCCGUCGUCCAUUUGCCUGCCUGUCCUGCACCACCGCCCCCGGCUGUCUGUAGCCUGCCUGCCUUCCUACGUGUGCCGUCCCGUGUCGAGCCGAUAUGUCUUGUUUGUUUUCCUUCGCUUCUUCUGCAUAGUCAUUGGACCCCUAUGGACCCCUAUGGACCCUCCCACCGGGUGCCCAGGGGUGAACCGUUGGCUACGAUUCACGGACUGUCUCGGGGUUCCUUUCUGUUAAUUUUUUUCACCGCUCCAGUUGGCUGGUGGCGCCCCGGAGAAGCUCGAGGGCUUAACACAAAUGCCACCCAUGGUAGUAAUUGCCUCAUCAGUGGUUCUGUUAGAAAAAGCUUUCGUUGGACCACUUUUUUGCCUUGCUAUAUCGCCUUCUUCUGCCCCAUCACUCCUCUUUCUUUCUAGAUAACACAAGGUGUGACGUGCCAUCGUCCAACACGAGUUCCAUAAUACGGGUUCCAGUCUUCUAAACAAGAAACAUAUUUGGCAGCAGCUUCGCCCUGUACCCCACCACCCGCCAUCACUGCCGUCACAGCGGCCACCCCACCAAACCAACGCCGCAACUUUGCUUCCCUCUGCCAGGCUCAAACUCCCGUGCGCUUUGGAUAUCGACGCCAGCAGCUUGGGACAAGCCCCCCGUCCAGAACAAUGUCGUCCACUUCGACCCGCAGGCUAAAUUAUGACAACAUCAACCCCCACAUCAAGGACGCCAAAUACGCCGUGAGGGGCGAGCUCGCCGUCAAGAGCGAGGAGUACCGCGCCAAAAUCGCCAAGGGCGAGAACGGCCUGCCCUUCAAGGAGGUCAUCUCGGCCAACAUCGGCAACCCCCAGCAGCUGGACCAGAAGCCCAUCACCUUCUUCCGCCAGGUCCUGAGCCUGCUGGAGAACCCGGCCCUGCUCGACCACGAGGACGUGCUCAUCAACAGCCUGGGCUACAAGUCCGAUGUCGUCGCCCGUGCCAAAUGGCUGCUGAGCAAGGUUGGCUCCGUCGGCGCCUACAGCGCCAGCAACGGCGUCCCGGCCAUCCGCCAGAGCAUUGCCGACUUCCUUGAGAGGCGUGAUGGCUUCCCGGCCAACGAGGCAGACAUCUACCUCUCGGCUGGCGCUUCUUCGGGCGUGAACACACUCCUGCACAUCCUCACCGAGAACGAGAACACUGGCAUCCUCGUGCCCAUCCCGCAGUACCCCCUCUACACGGCCUCGCUGUCGGUUCUCAACGCCAAGUGCGUGCCCUACUACCUGGACGAGUCCAAGGAGUGGGGCACCACCAUCAGCACCGUCAAGGCGGCCCACGACGAGGCCAAGGCCAAGGGCGUCGACGUGCGCGCCAUCGUCAUCAUCAACCCCGGCAACCCCACGGGCGCCUCGCUGUCCGAGGAGGACGUGCGCGGCGUGAUCCAGUUCGCCGCCGCCGAGAGGCUGGUCAUCAUGGCGGACGAGGUCUACCAGACCAACGUCUUCGUGGGCAAGUUCCACUCGUUCAAGCGGGUUCUGCGGCAGCUGCAGAAGGAGGAGCCCGGCAAGUACAACUCGGUCGAGCUGGUGUCGCUGCACUCGGUGUCCAAGGGCAUGGUGGGCGAGUGCGGCCACCGCGGCGGCUACUUUGAGCUCGUCGGCUUCGAUGCCAAGGUGCAGGCCGAGAUCUACAAGUUCGUCUCCAUCACCCUGUGCGCCCCCGUCAUCGGCCAGUGCCUGGUCGAGCUCAUGGUCAACCCGCCCAAGGAGGGGGAGCCAAGCCACGAGCUCUACAAGGCCGAGUACGACGGCAUCUUCGAAGGGCUCAGACAGCGCGCAAACGCGCUGCACAAGGCCUUUGCCCGCAUGGAGGGCGUCGAGUGCGGCACCCCGCAGGGCAGCAUGUACCUCUUCCCCACCAUUCACGUCCCCCCAAAGGCGGCCGAGGCGGCCAAGAAGGAGGGCCGCACCCCGGACGAGUUCUACUGCAUGCGCCUGCUCGAGGCCACGGGCGUCUGCGUCGUCCCCGGCUCCGGCUUCGGCCAGAAGCCCGACACCCUGCACCUGCGCACCACCUUCCUCGCCCCCGGCACCGAGUGGGUCGACGGCAUCGUCAAGUUCCACAACGAGUUUAUGGAUAAGUACAGAUGAUGGUUGGGCGGCUGAGCCGGUCUUUUGUGCCUGCCUUUUGUUUCAUUGCUUGAUUUUGGGGCUGAGAGUAGGUCAGUAGACGGAUGAUGGGGUGUUUUUGGUCGGGACACUGGGCGUUUUUCAUAUAGGUACACAUAAAAUACAAUCUUGGGUUAUCAUGAGAAACAA
This is a messenger RNA of Gaeumannomyces tritici R3-111a-1, 2815 nucleotides long. RefSeq lists its product as hypothetical. NCBI's taxonomy places the organism in Eukaryota, Fungi, Ascomycota, Sordariomycetes, Magnaporthales, Magnaporthaceae. Gene Ontology annotation, biological process: biosynthetic process. The record is from RefSeq and is a predicted model, not a curated record. The transcript has 2 exons. Gene Ontology annotation, molecular function: pyridoxal phosphate binding; L-alanine:2-oxoglutarate transaminase activity. Bases 1190 to 2647 code for a protein of 485 amino acids.